AUGACACGAGAUUUACCCCUGUAUCUCAUCUCGGUAGAUGAUCAAGUGUUCGAACUAGACAUCAUACGAGAGCCAGCUUCCGUCAAACCAUGGCUCAGAUAUAUAGACUACAAGCAUCAACAUGGAUCAUUGCUGGAACAGGCUUUCGUCAUGGAGCGAGCAUGCAAUCAGCUGCCACGAUCAUACAAAUUGUGGAAAAUGUACCUGGAGCUCCGGAUGAAGCAUCUGCGAAACAGGAAUCCAGCAAAACAUGGCAUCGAAUUUGUCAAAGUCAAUGCUCUGUUCGAGAAGGCGCUCAUUCUGUUGAAUAAGAUGCCGAAAAUCUGGGAAAUGUAUCUUUCAUUCUUGACCAAACAACCUCGAGUCACGGCCACUCGAAGAGCGUUCGACAGAGCUCUCCGUGCACUGCCUAUCACUCAACACAACCGAAUAUGGGCAUUGUAUAGGCCAUUCGCCAACUCAGCUUCCGGUACCACGGCUGUGAAGGUGUGGAGACGAUAUAUACAAAUACAUCCGGAAGAGAUAGAGGACCUCAUCGAAAUACUGAUAGAUCAAAGGCAAUACACUGAGGUUGUCGAAAAGUAUAUUGAAAUCCUAAACAACUCGAAGUUUCGCAGCAACAAGGGAAAGAGUAACUUCCAGCUUUGGAGCGAGAUGGCGAAUUUGAUCGUCGACCACGCAAGAGAGAUCGAUAUUCAAAUAGCUUCAGAUAUCGACGUGGAGAUGAUCCUCAGGAGCGGCAUUCGACGCUUUACUGAUCAGAGGGGCAAACUCUGGACGGGGUUGGCAACAUAUUGGAUUAGAAAGGGAGAUUUUGAAAGGGCGCGCGAUGUUUUUGAAGAAGGCAUCACUACAGCGAUGACAGUUCGUGACUUUACGAUCAUCUUUGACUCUUAUACGGAAUUCGAAGAAUCAAUCAUUAGCACUUUAAUGGACCAAGCGGCUGCAAGGUCCGACAAGGCUCAGUUGGACGAAGACGCAGAUUUCGACUUGGACAUCCGGAUGAUGCGAUUUGAACAGCUUAUGGAUCGAAGACCAUUCCUCGUCAAUGACGUACUCCUUCGACAGAACCCGAACAAUGUCAAUGAAUGGGAAAAGAGGAUUCUGCUCUGGGGCAGCAACAAACAAGAGACUGUACAGACGUAUGCUGAUGCCAUGAAAGCGGUGCAACCAAGAAAAGCGGUCGGCAGAUUUCAUGAACUUUGGCUAAACUACGCCAAAUUUUAUGAUGAAGGAGGCGAUAUACAUAAUGCACGCAUAAUCAUGGAAAAGGCUGUCAAGGUCCCGUUCAAGUCUGUCGCAGAGCUUGCCGAAGCGUGGUGUGGUUGGGCAGAAAUGGAGCUUCGAAACGAGGAUUUUGAAAGCGCGCUGAAUAUCAUGGCCAAGGCUACUCAAGCGCCCAAAAGAUCUACAGUCGACUACUUUGAUGAAACCUUGUCGCCCCAACAAAGAGUGCAUAAAAGCUGGAAAUUGUGGAGCUUUUACGUGGACCUGGUCGAGAGUGUGAGCGGUCUAAGUGAGACGAAGAAAGUAUACGAUCGGAUAUUCGAGCUACGAAUCGCGACUCCACAGACCGUAGUAAACUAUGCCAACCUUCUCGAAGAAUCCCAGUACUUUGAAGAAUCUUUCAAGAUAUACGAGAGAGGUCUUGAUCUUUUUAAAUACCCAGUCGCCUUUGAGCUCUGGAAUCUUUACCUGACCAAAGCCGUUGACCGGAAGAUUAGCAUCGAGAGGCUCCGCGACCUCUUUGAACAAGCGGUAGAAGGCUGCCCCCCAAAGUUUGCCAAAACUCUGUACCUCAUGUAUGGUAACCUCGAGGAGGAGCGGGGGCUGGCGAGGCAUGCCAUGCGUAUCUAUGAGCGGGCAACACGAGCCGUUUCCGACGAAGACAAGAUGGAGAUGUUCAACUUCUACAUUCUCCAAUCGGCCACAAAUUUUGGCCUCACGUCAACCCGCCCAAUCUAUCAGCGCGCGAUUGACGUCUUGUCAGAUCGAGGAGCUAAGGAUAUGUGCCUCAAAUUCGCCGAGAUGGAGCGAAGAUUGGGUGAGAUUGACCGUGCCAGAGCAAUCUACGGGCAUGGUUCCCAAUUUUGCGACCCGAGGACCACACCGACUUAUUGGCAGAAAUGGGAAAGCUUCGAGAUACAGCACGGCAAUGAGGAUACCUUCAAGGAAAUGCUUCGGAUCAAGCGAAGUGUACAAGCACAAUAUAACACAGACGUCAACUUCAUUGCCUCACAAGCCAUUGCAAGGAGCCAGAAGGGACAAGGGGCGGGAGGCACAACCGUGGAGGCUGAUAGUGUAGACGUGAAUGGGCAGGAAGACGGCAGAUUAGAUGCCAUGACGGCGCUGGAAAGGCAGACUAAUGCUCCGCUCGGGUUUGUAGCAGCCAGCACUGGGCCUGAGGGUGGAAAUAUGCCCCAGCCAGAAAAGGCGCCGGUUGUCAACAAUCCAGAUGCCCUGGACAUAGAGCUUGACGAUGAUGACUAG
Bacidia gigantensis is the source of this 2490-nucleotide messenger RNA. It is a transcript of the gene SYF1, whose product is annotated as pre-mRNA-splicing factor syf1. Gene Ontology annotation, biological process: mRNA splicing, via spliceosome; generation of catalytic spliceosome for first transesterification step. Lineage: Eukaryota; Fungi; Ascomycota; Lecanoromycetes; Lecanorales; Ramalinaceae. Gene Ontology annotation, molecular function: protein binding. Gene Ontology annotation, cellular component: Prp19 complex; U2-type catalytic step 2 spliceosome; post-mRNA release spliceosomal complex. The transcript has 2 exons. The record is from RefSeq and is a predicted model, not a curated record. The coding region runs from base 1 to 2490 and encodes 829 amino acids.